Messenger RNA from Pomacea canaliculata, 1058 nucleotides. RefSeq lists its product as uncharacterized. Bases 30 to 1058 code for a protein of 342 amino acids. The transcript is spliced from 6 exons. NCBI's taxonomy places the organism in Eukaryota, Metazoa, Mollusca, Gastropoda, Architaenioglossa, Ampullariidae. The record is from RefSeq and is a predicted model, not a curated record.
AAUUUUCUGCAGGUGACUGGGAACUCUUGAUGACUCAUGAGGAGGAUCUCAAAAGUGUUUCCGCUCUUUUCCUGAAUUCUUUCCGUGACAGCCACUUUAAUCCACAUAAAAUAGGGUUUAACCUGUCCUGCACUCUUUCGGCGGAAGACAAUAAGACAAUAGAAAUCACAGCACUGGAUCUGCGGCUCUGUAGCGAUAUCGAAGGUGCUUCCAACACUAAACCUUGUGGUCAGAGGAUGAUCAUAACGGAACCGCAGAACCAACCUUACGUAAUCGAUGUUACUUCCAAUGACGACCAGGGAUACCUGGGAUUGAAGAAGGUUUACCUGUCCAAAACUAACCAAGUCACCAUUCAGGUUCAGUCGGACGGCAUAAAAUCGUCAUUGAACGUGUGGCUGUACGUGGAACCUUCUGGUGGAAAAAUCACUGGCAAGUGUAGUGCUCCGAUUCUAUUUACAACCACAACAACCACUACCACCACAACGGCCCCAUCUACGGCCACGAGCAUAUCCACCAGACGGCGAGUCAUAACAUCAACAGUUCAUGUUUCAAGUCCUAAGACAACCACAGGUAUCAUCUCUGGCACAACAACUACGGCAGACGGACAUUUAGGACACUCAGGAGGUGAAGUCGGUGGUGAACACUACGUAAACCCAGACGCCAGUUCUCAACUCGACCAGGUCCUCAUUUAUGAAAAGAUAUCUGUGACAGGAGUGUGGGCCACUUUCUUGAUAAUUUUCCUUUUCCUCAUCUGGGCCUAUCGCAAGCUGAGAGCUAAGCGUAAGCAGUUCAGACUGGGACAAACGCAAAGCCACGAGGUGCCGCAGAUGAGAAACACCAAGGCAAACGUGUACGCCACGCCGCCGUUCAGCAACUCGGCCUAUGAACCCGGGCGAGAACGCAUUAGUCGUCACAGUUACAACCUUCCGCAAGAUGUCACAAGGCCUCCCCCACUACCACCACAACAGACCAAAUCCCGGAUAUACGAAAAGACGCCCGCUCCUUCUGUUCCAACUCGAGUGCGUGCUCCAGACAGACCUCGCGAACACCAAAGUUGA